Molecule: messenger RNA, 4083 nt
Organism: Alternaria arborescens
Lineage: Eukaryota; Fungi; Ascomycota; Dothideomycetes; Pleosporales; Pleosporaceae
Exons: 5
Coding region: 1-4083 (1360 amino acids)
Biological process (GO): peptidyl-serine phosphorylation; peptidyl-threonine phosphorylation
Molecular function (GO): protein serine/threonine kinase activity; ATP binding
Source: RefSeq, a predicted model, not a curated record
AUGGCAUCUUCCCAGCCUCAGGUGGGCGCAGAUGCCACUACGAUCGCAGGCACCACUAUAGCCUGUCGUGAGAACCUCAAGCGGUGCACGGAGAUCGAAGCUCUUAAUCAUCACAACUGGGCAGAAAACCGUCUUGCCGACUUCAACAUCUGGGACUCAGGUCUCGCAGCCUGCUCAAAUGGACAGGCUUCCCUCGAAAAUCGGUUGGUUCCCAAACCACAGAUACGAACAGCAGUCCUGAGUCUCCUCCUCCUCUACGAACAAUCUGUCGAUCUCUGCAUAGAACUUGGAUUUCUUCAUGAUGAGCGGGACAAACUCAACCGUGGUAGUGAACUUGCCGACAACGCCAGCAUGGAUGACCCAAAUCUUAUACCGAAAAGCUCGAUUCAGGACAGCGAAUUAACUGUCUAUGACUCAACCUUGCUAGAGGCGAUUGAAGAUGCAGAUUUGGUAUUGAAUGACCUAGCGAGGCUAGCUGUGUUGAUUCGCAAGGCUGGUACUACCGCACGUCUCUCCAAAGCCGACAAAACUUUUGAUCCAAGGGCGGAAAAGCACAACGACCUUCGGGCUCACCUGUACCAAGUCCUAGUAUCUCAGCCUUCAUGGCUAGAGGGUAGGCGCCAUGAAUACUGGAGAGAAAAGGAUCCAGGCCUGUUGGGUAUCUCAAAGGCAGAUGGGGGCACCACUUGGGCUUGUGCCGACCAAAAUGCGAUCACGUUUUCGUAUGACGAACGUGAAUUCACACAAGUACAGCGGCGACUAGUUGAGGCGAACCUCCGGCGUUCCCACCGAUUUGCAUAUUCACAAAGGCAUAGCAGGAAGUUAGAGACUUUGUCACAACUGCCUAACAACGAGAAGAGUCAAAGAAGUUCCAGCAUCGGAAAUUCUUCUCCAAAGUGGACCGUGCCAUUAGACCCAAACGUUCACCUCCCAGAUAAGAAACAGCAAGCACAUAGUGAUAACCGUCCGACCCCCAAUGAGAUAGCCAAGGCCAUGACGGCUACAGCCGCAUCUGACGUAGAUUCAAAGGUGAUCGGCGACGUAGCAAGGCCACCCACCCCAUCUCAGCAAGCAGUCACGGAGGUAUCCACUACAGUAUCACGUAUACGAUAUCCGCAACCACCUCCUUUUGGGAAAGGGGCAACCAUAUUCAACUGUCCAUGUUGCUGCAUUCCUCUUCCUGUUGUCUUCGCGGAGUCUAGGCGUUGGAAAAAUCAUAUAAGGGAAGACAUUCUCCCUUACGUAUGCGUUCUGCCAAAUUGCCCUCAACCCGACACUCUUUUUGCGCAGAAGACAGCGUGGUUGCAACACAUGUUCAGUCAACACACAACGACCAUCGGUUGGGGAUGCGAGAUCUGUGGUGAUGAGGAAACAUUCUCCCGUGAGGCAGAUCUUGUCGAGCAUCUGGCCGACAUACACCUUGACUCUAUACCCAGGGAUGAGUUAGACUUGUUCGUUGAUAUGGGCGCCAAGCAAUCAGUAGAAGGGUUAUCAUCAUGCCCUGUGUGUAGCUGGACGCCGGGCGUAGAAGGUGUCGUGUCAAAUGACCAGCUCAUUGACCAUGUAGCAGAACACAUCCAUUCGUUCGCGUUGAGAUCACUGCCAUGGGCACCGGACAAGAUUGACUACAGUCAAGGCACCUUUAAAUCUUCUAUCGAAAAGGUAGAAACAUGGUUUUCCGCAUGUAAUCCCGGCGCGGAAACCUUUGAACACACGCCAACCCUGCAAACCCAAGGUUCUCACAGUAACCGCGACAACUAUUUUGAUAAGCAUGAAUAUUUUGCCGAGAGCUCCAAAGCGUCAUCGGACGCUGCGACACCGUCAGGCUUUUCGAAUCAUGACGAUUCAGACGAAGACGAGUCUUCAAUUCGUAUGGUGAAGGAUCUGGGCUUCGGAGCCGCUGCGUCAAAUCUUCCAGCAAUUUUCAACACGCCAGGCGAAUACGACGCAGAGAUAUCCGAUUCUCUCAAAGCGGUGUUUGAGAAGCGCAAGUCUCGUCACUCUUCCCAAUCCCAGAAGACAUCAGGAACUACACAUAUCCUUUUGAAUCUUCAAAAAGAAAUCGAGGACGAGUUGGAAUGGAGCCAACAUGAUCAUAAAGAAUUUCUACCGUUGCAAUCUUUCGAAGGUAUCUUUAAUCCGAGGACGAUCGCGUUGCUUUUGGACCAGACUUACCAUUUCGCAACGCAUAAAGAACUGGAAAACAAGUUUGCAAGUAUUAUGAACCGAAAGUCAGGCAGGAGUCGGCGCCGGACGUUGGCUGUCUUGGUCCUCAUGUCAAAAGUUGCGCACAUCGAAGACUUCAUCCGAGAAGACAUCUGGGACGAUGAUCUGCCGGUUGAGCACUUAGCAGAGAACGCCAAGGGAUAUGUCGUAACUCGUACCUCAGAUAAUGACAAACUGAUGAACACAUGGAGUAGACCCGACAUCAAUCUCUUCUGCUCUUAUCAGAAGAUAUUCUUUGUCCCUUUCUUUGACAUGCGUGCCGACCGAUUGUGUUUUUACGAGUUACAGUCGAAUAUCAGGCUUCCUUGGAUGGUAUUUCAGCACAAGACAAAUGGGGGGUUUGGUGUUGUACAUAGAGUCGAGAUUCACCCAGAUCACCACAACUUUCCAGUAUCUAAUUCUCGGUUGCAACCGGUUUUUGCGUUGAAAAUUAUAGAGGCCGCGAAUCACAAGGCGUACGAGGAUGAGCUUGCGGCACUCCAAAAGACUCGCGCGCAGGUGCACAAAGAAAAGCACCUUAUCAAGCUCUUGCUCACGUUUCAGCACGGAGAUAAGUUCUUCCUACUAUUUGAAUGGGCAGACGGUAACCUCGAAGAAUUCUGGAAGUUACAUCCUACCAGACCAGCAACACUGCUGGGCGAGUCGUGGGCGGCAAAACAAUGUCUGGGCCUCGCAAGAGCAGUGAGUGAAAUCCAUGGGCUUACUACGUGGCAAAAGAUCGGCAGAUCAUCCUCGUUCGAGGCAUUUGAUUACGGCGAGCGUGACUGGGGAAGGCAUGGGGAUAUCAAGCCCGAGAAUAUCCUGUGGUUUCAAGAAUAUGAAACUGAUCACGAUCUUCUCGUGAUUUCCAAUCUCGAACUUACACGCUAUCAUUCACAGUUCUCGAAGACCUUUGUCCCACGCACACAAAUCGAUGGGUGUAGUUGGGCUUAUCGACCACCCGAGUUAGACAUGGAGGAAAGAAUCUCGCAAAAGUACGAUAUCUGGUCUCUGGGUUGCGUCUUUCUAGAGUUUGCUGUUUGGUACCUUCAAGGCCACUACGAGGUUGAGGCUUUCAGCUUCCAGAGAGAAGAUGAAGAUCUGGCGACCUUUGAAGGAGUGAAAAUUGAGAAGUUCUUCAAUAUCCACAGUUCGGAAGAUGGGCGUAGGAAACCGCACCUCAAACAGGUGGUAAAAGAUCGACUGAGAGAGUUGGACAAUCUGAGCAAUGCGACUACGUUUACAAAGGGGUUGCUCUAUGUCAUUGAACACAAGAUGCUACAAUGCGCGCCCGAUGAAAGGGGACAGAUCGAUGUUAUAUGUGUCGAACUGUCAAAUAUCCUAGAGUCAAUCCAGCAAGUGGGAGAUACUGAUGACGUUGCACAAGGUCUCCGGUCGAGCCUUUCACAAGAUCUGGCUCAUAUUCGAAGGGACGACUCUGCACCCUCGUUGCGUGCGCCGAGAGAUAUAAGCCUGUAUGAAGAAUUGCGCGAAUCGGCUACUGAUGAUGAUGAUAUCAUGAUGGUGGAAGAAAGCGAUCCCGGAUUGCUGAUGCGCACAAGAUCUCGGAGAUCAAGACAAGACAAUAGCGGGAAAAGCGAAGGUCGUAGGGUUCCCGCACCAGGAACAUAUAGACAUGGCAUUCCCGGGUUGCAUGAAGCGAGCACGAUAGCAGACACAACACGAGAGACAAGGAGGCACCAGUCCGCGGCGAAAGAUUCGCGAUCAGAGCGUGCGGAUCUACCACAGAAAGACGCCAAUAGUCCUCAUGGAUCGAGUCAACCGCCAUCAACGGAUGGGACAAGCAGGGUGGAGCGCCGUGGGGUAAGCCGUUGGUUCCGCGAUACCAUCAAGCAAGUAAGGCCUGGUCGCAAAUGA